AUGCAAAUCAAGACGGGACUUGCCACCGGUGCUCUACUAAGUGCCACUGCGCUCGCAGCCAACUCCACUUCCAGUGUGCCUUCUUCUUGUAGCGUCAAGUCUGGUGCCACUGUCACUGCUCAAGCUGACUUGGACAAGUACUCCGGAUGUCAGACUUUGGUUGGUGACUUGACCAUCAGCGGUGACUCGUUGACCGGGUCUGCUUCUUUGGCCAACGUCAAGGAAAUUCAAGGUACUCUGUCUGUUAACAACGCUACCGAGUUGGAGUCUUUCUCUGCUGACAACCUAGAGAAGAUCUCGGGAUCGUUGGAAAUGAAGCUGUUGACCAUUUUGGAAUCUGCCUCUUUCGGCUCUUUGUCAGAAGUGGACUCGAUUUUGUUCCAAACCUUGCCAGCCAUCAGUUCCAUCUCCAGUAACUUGAAGAGCGUCAACUCCAUCGAAAUCACCGACACCAGCUUGGAAUCUAUCGACGGUUUCAACAAGUUGGAAAGAGUUAACGAAUUCAACGUCAACAACAACAGAGGUCUUGCUCACAUCGACUCCGAAUUGAAGUCGGUCGCUCAAUCUUUGCAAGUCAGUUUCAACGGUAACGACGCCGAUGUUAAGUUCGACAGCCUGGAGUGGGCCAACAACAUCACUCUGCGUAACGUCAGUUCUGCGUCUUUCGCCGCCUUGGAGAAAGUGAACGCCUCUCUAGGUUUCAUUGACAACUCCUUCGACUCUCUUAACAUGAGCUCUUUGGGCUCUGUCGGUGGUACUUUGUCCCUUGUCGCCAACGAACAAUUGACCGACGCCGACUUCUCCAACUUGACCGAAAUCGGUGGUGCCUUGCUCAUCGCUAACAACACCAGACUGUCUAACAUCGAUGGUUUCGACAACGUGAAAACCGUUGGCUCUGCCUUGAACGUUGUUGGUAACUUCUCCGAGUUGAAGUUGAGCGCCUUGAAGUCCGUCAAGGGUGGUUGUGACGUUGAAACCAAGUCUUCCAACUACACUUGUGAUUCCUUGAAGAAACUGCAAAAGAGCGGUGGUAUUCAAGGUGAUGCCUUUGUUUGCAAGAACGGUGCUACUUCUACCUCCAUCAAGUUGUCGUCUACUUCUGGAUCUUCUACCGCAUCCGGUUCUUCUUCUGGUAGUGCUUCUGCCACCUCAUCUGGCUCUUCUGGAUCUUCUUCUGCUUCCAAAUCUUCCAACGGUGCUGUUGCUGGUCAAAUCGUUCCUGCUUCUUCUUUCAUGGGUGCUGUCGCUGCCGUCGCUGUUGCCUUGUUGUAA
Lachancea dasiensis is the source of this 1272-nucleotide messenger RNA. Lineage: Eukaryota; Fungi; Ascomycota; Saccharomycetes; Saccharomycetales; Saccharomycetaceae. The record is from the annotation of a GenBank genome assembly.